GGUGUGUAGGCCGAAAGGCUGAGUUGUGGUAGGAGAUCUCCGAGGUGAUAUGUGUGACGACGCAUUGUGUGUGUAUUGAUGAUUCGUGUUGUAAAACCGACAGGAUGUUUAUUGGUGAAUUGUGGAUGAUUGUAAUUGUUGUUAUCGCUUAAAAUUUCCUUAUAUGUUGUUCUUUGUAUGCUAGCUUACCCUUUUUGUUGUUUCCAUGUGGUUGGACUGCAAUGAUCAUACUAUGUAUGGGAGCAGAGCAGGGAUAGGUGGUGCAUCUGUAGCUGGUUAGUGGAGCUGACUCCUUCUGGUGUUUUGUUUGUUUUAGUCACUUGGCAUAGUGGCUUUUGAUGUAAACCUUGUAUUGUACACCCUAACUCUAGUCAGACUCGGGACAUUUGUAUAUACUUAUAUUCUAAACUCUAUAUUUAUAUACUUUUUCUAUUCUGUCUAGCGUUUUCGGUGUGUUAUGGUUGUGGGAGUAGUGGCCAGCCGGGUCGUUACAGAAGAGAAUGGAGAUAACUAUGAUCCCAUAUAUUUGUCAGAUAUUGAAUCCGAUGAUGAAUGGAUCACCGAAAAGGAGAAUCCUUGCUUGCCUAUUGAUGCCUCAUGGAUGGAUGUACAUGAGUGCUUUGGUGUUGAUAAGGGAGCUCCAAAGAAGAAAAGAAAGAGAGGUCCAAGAAACUUGAAUGCCAAGAUUGGUAAGGGAAAAUCAAUAAUAGAAGAUGAGGAUGAAAUUGAAGAUAAUGAAGAAGAAGAACUUUUGAUAUUAGAAGAUGAAGAUGACUUGAGUGAUGUAGAUCUUGGGGUUGGGGAUGAUGAAUGAUCUUGGAUAGGGGCAUUUUGUAUAGAUUUUUUGAGGCCAUAUGACUGAAUUUGUGUGGCAGAAUUUGUGUGGCAGUAGCACCACUUGUUGCUGAGUUUAUGCUGCAACAACACUAAUAUUUUUUUUGGGUAGCUAUAUUGCUGAAUUAGAGUAGCAAACAGUCCCUGGUAUAUGCAUAUAUUUAGCAAUAACAAUGGUUUUUUUUGGAGGCUAUGUUGUUGAACUGUGCAGUCAUUUCUUUUGGCUUUGAGACUGUUUUUAUUUGUAUAAUUGUAUCUUUGUUUGU
Molecule: messenger RNA, 1100 nt
Organism: Cajanus cajan (pigeon pea)
Lineage: Eukaryota; Viridiplantae; Streptophyta; Magnoliopsida; Fabales; Fabaceae
Source: RefSeq, a predicted model, not a curated record